GAUUCAAUAUAUCGUAGAAAGAUACAUCAUUUUGACAACGAUAAACAUACCGGUGUAUUGUAUUGUAAACAACAGAAGAAAGAACAAACAUCAAGCGAGAUCAUGACUAGGACAAUGUUUAGAGCACUUUAUCCUGAAAGUUGUGGAUACAAAUACGUAAUAGGAGGUACAACUAAAAAUUUGCGUGAAAGUACUACUCUUGAAAAAGUCAAACAAUUUCAUGAAAAAUUCUACAGACCAGAAAAUUUUACUGUAUUGAUAAUGGGUAAGAUAGAACACUGCAAAAUUUUUCAGGCUUUACUGCCGUUAGAAAAGAAACUAAGUUUAAAAAAAAAAAAUGAUAUAUUUAAGAGACCUUGGCAAACUUCGAUUAACCAGCUCACAGAGAACGUAAUUGUGGACGUCGAAUUACCAUGUAGUGAAAAAACCAAUGCCGAGGUGUAUGUUGCUUGGCGAGGACCGUCAGUGGUUACCCAAAUGUACGAAUAUCACGGUUGUAAAUUACUCGUAAAAUACAUCGUGCUUUUAUUCAAUGCAAAACAAUUAUGGAUGGAGAGAUCAAUGCCUGAAUUGUAUAAUGAAAACAUUUUGCCUGUUAAUAUAAAGUACGAUUUUUUCAUACAUUCAGUUUCGAUCUUGCGUGUGCGUUUUUCGAAUGUAUUAGGAAGAAUUGAUCUGAUCAAACAAUCUCUUGACAACGAAAUUAGCAAAUUAUGUACAACUAGUAUAGAUAUGAAGAUAAUAAGAAAGUUAAUUCGAAACAUUAUUCUUGAACGACAAUGUAAACUAAAAAGCAAUCCGCACGCUAUAAUACAACAGUCAGUCUUUGAUCAUAUAGUGUAUGGGAAUACAAAUGAUGAUCUAAAUGAACGAUUAAACACUAUACGUCAACUGAAGAAAUUACAAACCGAAUCUAAAACGUAUUUUGUAAACUUGGCUAAGACUUAUUUUCGCGACGCACCAACGGUUGUUGUAAAAGGCAAACCAAGUUCAGACGAGUAUCGUAUGGUGAAAAACGAAAAAAUCUAUAUAAAUAAACACAUCGCAAAGGAAUCUAUACCUACCAAAAUACUGACGAGUGUGCCUAUACCUGGCAUAGAUUCUAUCACAUUUUAUCAAAUUGAGAAUUAUACCACGGAAACG
This is a messenger RNA of Pseudomyrmex gracilis, 1143 nucleotides long. RefSeq lists its product as uncharacterized. NCBI's taxonomy places the organism in Eukaryota, Metazoa, Arthropoda, Insecta, Hymenoptera, Formicidae. Gene Ontology annotation, molecular function: metal ion binding. The annotation marks the transcript as partial. The record is from RefSeq and is a predicted model, not a curated record. The transcript has 5 exons.